AGUUAAGCCAACACGUUCAUUCAAUAUUAAACAGAAAAAUUAAUUUGUUUAUGUUUUAAAAAUGUCUUUCGAUACAAUACCAAAGGAUUUGCGUGGACUGCGUGCUUGCUUAGUGUGUUCACUUGUGAAGACGUUCGAUCAAUUCGAAUGUGACGGGUGCGAUAAUUGUGACGAAUUUCUGCGUAUGAAAAACAACAAAGAUAAUGUAUAUGAUCACACAAGUAAUAAUUUUGAUGGCAUUAUUUCGCUGAUGAGUCCAGAAGAUUCUUGGGUAGCGAAAUGGCAGCGUUUGGGACGCUUUACUCGUGGCAUCUACGCUAUCUCGGUAUCAGGGAACCUUCCUCAAGCAACACUCCGUGAAAUGAAAAGUCGCGGUAUUCCCUAUAGAUCGAGAGACACUAGCCAGCGUUAA
Molecule: messenger RNA, 412 nt
Organism: Anastrepha ludens (Mexican fruit fly)
Lineage: Eukaryota; Metazoa; Arthropoda; Insecta; Diptera; Tephritidae
Gene: spt4
Product: transcription elongation factor SPT4
Exons: 3
Coding region: 62-412 (116 amino acids)
Biological process (GO): mRNA processing; regulation of transcription elongation by RNA polymerase II; chromatin organization
Cellular component (GO): DSIF complex; nucleus
Molecular function (GO): zinc ion binding; RNA polymerase II complex binding
Source: RefSeq, a predicted model, not a curated record